This is a messenger RNA of Ascoidea rubescens DSM 1968, 3033 nucleotides long. It is a transcript of the gene PHM7, whose product is annotated as Phm7p. The record is from RefSeq and is a predicted model, not a curated record. Gene Ontology annotation, molecular function: calcium-activated cation channel activity. Gene Ontology annotation, cellular component: plasma membrane. The coding region runs from base 120 to 2804 and encodes 894 amino acids. Lineage: Eukaryota; Fungi; Ascomycota; Saccharomycetes; Ascoideales; Ascoideaceae. The transcript has a single exon.
GAUUUCUGUUUUUUACUGCCUACUCAUAUUAUUAUUAGUUCUUGAAUCACUAUCUUGUGCUGCACAUUCGUCCAUUGAUCUGUUCCACAAUCUCCAUUCACUGAUUGAUCUUCCGAAAGAUGGCCGAUGCAUCUGAGACCAGUUCUUCUGUCUCUGCUUUUCUAUCUGCUUUGAUUCUAAAUGGAAUCGUUUUCUUGAUCUUCAUCACUUGUUUUAUCUUUUUGAGACGCAAGGAAGAAAGGGUCUAUCAACCACGAAGAAUUGUUCCAACUGUUCCAAUCGAAAAGCAGCCUGAUGAGACCCCCUCUGGCUACUUUGGCUGGUUGAACCACUUACUAUCCAAGUCUCAAUCGUGGAUCAUCCAGCAAACGGGUGUCGAUGGCUUCUUCUUUUUGCGAUACUUGUUUUUAAUUGGCUCCACUUGUUUUAUUGGUUCUUUUAUUGUCCUUCCAAUCUUGCUCCCUGUGAAUGCGACAAAUGGUCACAACUUGGAAGGUUUGGAUAUUAUCAGUUAUGCCAACAUCAAAAACAAAAACAGAACAUUUGCCCAUGUCUUUCUCUCUUGGAUAUUCUUUGGUUUAAUCAUCUACUCAAUUUACAGAGAAUUGUUUUACUACGUCUCUUUUAGACACUCCUUACAAGCCACACCCUACAUCGACUCUUUAGUCUCUUCCAGAUCUCUAUUAAUCACCUCCUUACCAAAGGAAUACAACGAUGAAUUAAGUCUAAAAAGUUUGCUUCCAAGUGCAACAACUUUUUCCUUUACUAGAAAUUACAAACUUUUACAAAAGAAAAUUGAAGAAAGAUCCAAAUACGCUUCGAAAUAUGAAGCCACUCUAAAUAAAGUCAUCAACAAAUCAGUGAAAAUUCGUCAAAAGGCAAUCAAAAAAGAAAAAGAAUUACCAACUCCUGAAGACCAAUUAUCUUCUUACAUCCCAGAUAAAAAGAGACCAACUCAUAAACUAAAACCAAUCAUUGGCAAAAAAGUUGAUACAAUUGACUACUCCAUCAGCCACAUUGCUGAAUUAAACCAAGAAAUCGAACAAGAUCAGCAAAACUACCUCGAUAACGAAAAAGUAGGCUCUGUAUUCAUCCAGUUUCCUAACCAAAUUGAAGCCCAAAGAGCUUUUCAAGCUUUACCUUAUCACAAAUCCUUUAAAAAAAGUGGUUCUAAAUUCAUCAUAAAUACUCUUCCUGAUGACAUCAUUUGGGAAAACUUGUCUCUAACUCAACAUCAAAGAAGAAUUAAAAAAUUAAUCGCUAAAUCUGUUUUAACUGCAAUGAUCAUCUUCUGGGCCAUUCCUGUUGCUGUUGUGGGUGCAAUUUCAAAUAUCAACUACUUGAUCGACAAAGUUUCUUUCUUGGAAUUUAUCAAUAACUUACCAACCGUACUACUAGGUUUAAUCACUGCCUUGCUACCAACCAUCAUGCUAGUCAUUUUAAUGUCCCUAGUUCCUCCUUUUAUUAAAGCUCUCGGUAAAUUUGGUGGUCUAUUAACCUAUCAAGAAAUUGACUUAUGGUGCCAUGAUUGGUACUACGCUUUCCAAGUCAUUCAAGUUUUUUUGAUUACAACCAUGGCUUCCGCCGCAACUUCUGUUGUUACCAAGAUCAUCGAUGAACCUGAUUCUGCUUUAACUUUGCUUGCUUCAAACUUGCCAAAGGCUGCCAACUUUUACAUUUGUUAUAUCCUACUUCAAGGUCUAACAAUUCCAGGUGCUGCUUUAUUCCAAGUGGUUGCCCUAAUCUUAUCAAAGAUCUUGGGUAGGCUUUUGGAUAAUACUCCAAGAAAGAAAUGGUCAAGAUUUAAUAGCUUAUCAAAACCAAGCUGGGGUAUCGUCUUCCCUCCUUACGCUUUACUAGGUCUCAUUGGUAUUUGUUACUCCAUCAUUGCUCCAAUUGUCAUUGCCUUUUCUGCCGUUUGUUUCCUCUUAAUCUAUGUUGCCUACCUCUACAAUUUAACCUACGUAAUGGACCACUCAAUUGACUCUAGAGGCAGACAUUAUCCAAAGGCUCUUUUCCAAAUCUUUGUUGCAUUGUACUUGGCUGAAGUCUGUUUAAUUGGUUUGUUUGUAUUUAACAAAGGUUGGGCUCCUGUUGCAUUAGAAUCCAUCUUACUAGCUGCUACUGUCGCUUCUCACUUAUACUUUAAAUAUAAGUUUAUUCCUUUAUUCGAUCAAGUUCCACUUAGCGCACUUUAUCAAGCUCAAGGUAACCCACACUACACUUAUAACCCUAAAGAUCAAGGUUUGAAAGAAAUUAAAGAAACUGGUAAAUCUUUCUGGAUUGAUAAUUCUGAUAAAAACUCAGUUUCCAUCAUUGAUGAAAACGUUGCAUCCACCUCCGCUGCCCCAGACGCUUCUCCUUAUCCUUACGACAAAGAACCCACUUCUGUACCAGUUCCUCCAGUCGCUGAAAAUGAAAAUAACACAAAGUUGCCCAUCAAUUCAGUUCCAGAUUACGAAAACUCAACAACUCAAGAACACUCUAAAGUAUUUUUUAAAUCCACUGUCGUUAAUUUCUUCCAUCCAAGAAAAUUCUUAACGUUAAGUUAUAUCAGGUCAAUUUUACCAAAUUACUUGAACAAUCCUAUUAUCUAUGACAACCUAUCUGAAUCUUACCUUGACCCUGCUAUUAAAGACGAAGCUCCAAAGAUUUGGAUUCCAAAAGAUCCAAUGGGUUUAUCGACUAACGAAAUUGCCAAAGCAGAAGGUAAAGUUUUCGUAACUGAUGAACAAACUGAUUUCGAUGAUAAAGGAAAAUGUCAAUAUCUUGGACCUCCUCCAGAUUACGGGGGAAGCUAUUAAGAUGUAAAAGGUUUUCAAUGCGUGUUAUCUUGAAUGAUAGUUUUUUGUUUAAAUUAAACUUCAAUCUUUUUUUUUCUACUUUGUACUUUUCUGAUUUCUUAUUCCUGAUCUUUGAACUUUAAACUGGUUUUCUAAUGGUUUUCUUUAAUGUUUUUUCUUUCACUUAAUGCAAAAGUUUUUAAUAAUUAUUACUGUGUUCUAUUUCCCUUUAUUUAAAUCAAUUCUUCAC